CUCUCUCUCUCUUUUUAAGGAGGAUAUAAAAAGGAUGAUCUACUAGAGCCGUAUCUCCCUUUCCAGCAUCGAAAUAAACCUCAAUCUUACUCCAUCAAGUCCCGACACCACCAUCGCCUCUCAACUCUUAAAGGCACUGCCAUGCUCAGCAACAACAACAACGGAGCCCUGGAUGGUCUUCCCCUGAGCUCGUGCACAGACAGCAGUGUUGAACUUGACGACCAAUUCUUGGUCUCGAACCCUCUCAAGGAUGUCGAUAACCAUCCCACUCUCUUGGUGAGCGAGCGCGUUGCUGCUGCGGAGGAAUUGAAUGAAGAAGAUGAGGGCAUAACUGUGGAGCACGCUGGUGGGCACCAAGAGGGUGAGCAGGAAGAGGAUAUGGAUAGAGUCGAGGAGGAAGAGGAACGAAGGCAGGUCACCGAGAUGGAACAAAAACAGGACACCGAGGCAGAGAAGAAGCACAUCGCUGAAGAGGAAUAUGCGGAAGCUGAGGAUGAUCAGACCGAGACUGAGGCAGUUAAGGUGCACGUUAAUGAGUUUACCGAAGAGAAUCAAAGGGAAGCUGAGGAGCUAGCCGACAACACCUCCACCAUGCCUAUCUGCUCCAAGCCCAAGGAAGAAACCGCCGAGGCGAUUGCUGCAGAGGCAGUCUUCGCGCCCGCCGUAGUUGAGAAGGGGUCCGAACCAAUGGCCUCUGGUAUUCCUCAGCGUCCUGUGAAGACUGGGGUGCCCACUCAUGUUCAGUCUCACAGUCUUUCGGCUGCAAGCAUGGCGCUCAAGAAGAAGCAGGCGGCUGAAAAUGCUGCCGCAGCCAUCAAGGCCGCCGCUGUCGAGAUCCCUGAGACCGACUCGAUCGCCAACCGUAUCAGGAUCUUUGGAGGAGCCGGCCCUGGUCGCACCAUCGGGCAUAGGAGGCUUGGUGUUCGCGACAUGGUCCAGAGAUACAGGAAUGAGGAGGAGAAGAGACACAAUGAAAUCGCACAUGUUGUUCGAGGACAUAAUGAUAUGGAGCCCCAUGGCGUCUGCAAUGCGUACUCGUUCUCUACGGCAUCUCGGCCCUUAAGAUCUACGCCCCGCAGGAAGAUGAGCCACGAACUGAGCGAGAACGAGACACGGGAGUUCGCGAAGGCAUUCGGAGGUAUGGUCAGAAACGACGACGAUUGCAGGACAGGUGUCAGUCAGGAGAGCGUCCACAGUGUCAAGAAUGCAAAAAACAUCUUUGAGAGCCUGGCGCGUACGGAGAGUGGUGCUCAGUUGUAAGCAACCUAGGGUGAGACGCUAUAGCCUUCCAGCUUCAGUUUACGAUUCGUUGCAGAAUAAAGGGCGCCAGUCGCUUUUGUAAUAAU
Gamsiella multidivaricata is the source of this 1346-nucleotide messenger RNA. RefSeq lists its product as uncharacterized. The record is from RefSeq and is a predicted model, not a curated record. The transcript has a single exon. Lineage: Eukaryota; Fungi; Mortierellomycota; Mortierellomycetes; Mortierellales; Mortierellaceae. Bases 142 to 1260 code for a protein of 372 amino acids.